Penicillium cataractarum is the source of this 1095-nucleotide messenger RNA. RefSeq names its product aldo/keto reductase. The transcript is spliced from 2 exons. Bases 1 to 1095 code for a protein of 364 amino acids. NCBI's taxonomy places the organism in Eukaryota, Fungi, Ascomycota, Eurotiomycetes, Eurotiales, Aspergillaceae. The record is from RefSeq and is a predicted model, not a curated record.
AUGGAUCUCAAGGCCCUCCCUCGGCAUUAUCAGGAAAAUGUCAACAACACGAAAUGUACCUACCGACAGCUCGGGAAGUCUGGCCUGAAAGUCUCAGUUCCAAUUCUUGGUUGCAUGGGUAUUGGAGACCAAGAUUGGGUUUGGGACUGGGUCAUGGAAGAAGAAGAAUCGAUGCGCUUGCUGAAAGCCGCAUGGGAUCGCGGUAUCAACACUUGGGACACAGCCAACGUCUUUUCCAACGGAAAAAGCGAGACCAUCAUUGGCAAGGCCAUCAAGAAGCACCAGAUUCCGCGCCACAAAGUCGUCCUCAUCACCAAGGUGUUCUGUACUGUUGGCGAGCACGGCGAUAAUGCCAUGGCCUAUGCAGCACCACUCCGAGGUACUAAGGAAUAUGUCAACCAGUCCGGUCUUUCCCGCCAGUCCAUUAUGAACAACGUGCAGGCGAGUCUGGAUAGACUGCAGACAGAUUACAUCGACGUCUUGAUGAUCCAUAGGUCAGACGAUCGGGUGCCUUACGAGGAGACGAUGGAGGCGUUGCAUGACCUAGUCCGUGCCGGAAAGGUGCGCUAUCUUGGUGCGAGCUCCAUGUGGACCUACCAGUUUGUGCAGAUGCAACACUGCGCGGAGACACAUGGCUGGACCAAGUUUGUCUGUAUGCAGAAUCACUACAGCUUGAUCUACCGCGAGGAGGAGCGUGAAAUGAAUCGCUAUUGCCGUCAGACUGGGGUCGGGAUAACCCCUUGGGCGCCUUUGUGUCGCGGAUGGCUGGCACGUCGACUACAGGAUAGCCUCACGGGUAACACUCUACGAUCGCAGGAUGAGUGCGUCAAUGGCUCUAGGUAUAUUCCGGUCCGAGAGGCACCCGACCAGCAAAUUAUCCGCCGGGUUGAGGAGGUGGCUGAUUCCAAGGGAUGGUCGAUGGUCGAUGUCGCGCUGGCAUGGCUGAAUAAACGGGUCACUAGUCCUGUGGUAGGAAUGAGGACGGAGAUGAUGCUGGAUGAGGCCUGCGCUGUGCAGGGCAAGGAAUUGACGGCGGAGGAAGAGAAGUAUUUGGAAGAAUUGUAUGAGCCCCGUGCCAUUUCAGGACAUGCGUAG